AUGAAGUCUGUCUUCCUCUCCUUUCUUCUUGUGUUCUUCAUUUGCUUCCAUUGUGUUUGUUCACAUGAUCAGACUCUUAGGAGACAAGCCUCAAUCUUGGCUUCUGUCAAGCAAGGUUUUGAAGCCUCAGAUCCUUCUCUAAGUAGCUGGAAUGUAUCAAACUAUAAGUUCCUUUGCUCUUGGGCUGGUAUCAUGUGUGACAACCUCAGCAGAUCAGUGAUUUCCUUAGACGUAUCGAAUUACAACCUCUCUGGUUCUCUUUCACCUGAUAUCACAGAACUGAGAACCCUUGUCAAUCUCUCUGUGUCUGGGAAUGAUUUUUCAGGUAGUUUCCCAGCUGGAAUUCACAAGCUUCCCAGGCUUCAAUACCUCAACAUAUCCAACAAUGGCUUUGGUGGAAGCAUGGACUGGGAAUUUGCUCAGCUAAAGGAGCUCAUAUUGCUUGAUGCUUACAACAAUGAUUUCAAUGGUUCACUCCCAUUAGGUGUCACUCAACUUCCCAAGCUGAAGCGCUUAGACUUCGGAGGAAAUUACUUCAGUGGCAGCAUCCCUCCAAGCUAUGGAAAUAUGUCACAGCUUAAUUACCUCUCAGUUGCAGGAAAUGAUCUCAGUGGUUUCAUACCAAGUGAGCUUGGCAACCUUACUAACCUCACUCAGCUGUUCUUGGGAUAUUACAAUGAUUUUGAUGGAGGUAUCCCACCUGAGAUUGGUAAACUGACCAAUCUGUUCCAUUUAGACCUUGCAAACUGUGGCUUGGAGGGCUCAAUCCCACCUGAGCUGGGAAAUCUGAAGAAGCUAGACACUUUGUUCUUGCAAACCAAUCAGCUCAGUGGUUCCAUUCCUGCUCAGCUUGGGAACUUGAGUAGCUUGAGGUCUCUUGAUCUCUCAAACAAUGCACUAACAGGAGACAUCCCUGUCGAGUUCUCAGCUCUCCGCGAGCUUACUCUCUUGAACUUGUUCAUCAACAAGUUUCAUGGAGAGAUCCCUCAUGAAAUAGCUGAGCUGCCCAACUUGGAGGUCUUGAAGCUGUGGCAAAACAAUUUCACUGGAGCAAUUCCUUCAAAGCUUGGUCAGAAUGGUAAACUGGUUGAGCUUGAUCUGUCUACUAAUAAGCUCACUGGUGAAGUCCCAAAAUCUCUUUGCUUUGGAAGGAAGCUGAAGAUAUUGAUUCUGCUCAACAAUUUUCUCUUUGGGCCUCUACCUGAUGAUCUUGGUGAAUGUGACACUCUAGUAAGAGUUAGGCUGGGGCAGAAUUACCUGAGUGGAUCAAUUCCAAGAGGGUUUCUUUACUUGCCUGAGCUCACUCUGAUGGAGCUGCAGAACAAUUAUCUUACUGGUCAACUUGAUAUGCAGGAAAAAAGCCAAGUACCCUCAAAGCUUUCUCAGCUGAAUCUCUCAAGCAAUCGCUUAUCGGGGUCACCUCCUGCAUCUAUUGGAAAUUUCUCUAGCUUGCAGAUUCUUUUGCUAAGUGGAAACAGAUUUACUGGAGAAAUUCCAUCUGACAUAGGCCGGUUGAGAAAUGUUCUAAAGUUGGAUAUGAGCAGAAACAAUUUUUCAGGCAGCAUCCCUCCAGAAAUUGGAAACUGUACCUUGCUGACUUAUCUAGACUUGAGCCAAAACCAACUUUCUGGUCCAAUUCCACCUCAAGUUGUUCAAAUUCACAUACUGAAUUACUUCAACGUGUCAUGGAACCACUUAAACCAGAGCCUACCUAAGGAACUUGGGUCCUUGAAGAGUCUAACCUCUGCUGAUUUUUCCCACAACAGCUUCUCAGGUUCAGUACCACAAACAGGUCAAUACUUAUUCUUUAACCACACAUCUUUUAUAGGCAACCCUGAUUUAUGUGACUCUUCAGUAAAUCCUUGCAACUAUUCUUCCAACUCACCAUUAGAGUCUCACAACCAAAAUGGCUCAAGGUCUCAAGUCCUUGGGAAAUUCAAGCUUGUCUUUGCAUUAGGCCUCUUGUUGUGUUCAUUUGUGUUUGCGACCUUUGCAAUCAUAAAGACCAGAAAGGUGAGGAGGAAUUCGAACACAUGGAAGCUCACCGCCUUCCAGAAGCUAGAAUUUGGAAGUGAAGACAUCUUGGAGUGCAUCAAGGACAACAAUGUUAUUGGGAGAGGUGGAGCUGGGAUUGUAUAUAGAGGAACAAUGUUAAGUGGCGAGCAAGUAGCUGUUAAGAAGCUGUUGGGAAUCAACAAAGGCUCUUCUCAUGAUAAUGGCCUCUCAGCAGAAAUUCAGACACUUGGGAAAAUCAGGCACCGGAACAUUGUCCGGUUGCUAGCAUUUUGCUCAAACAAAGAGACCAAUCUGCUUGUUUAUGAGUACAUGCCAAAUGGAAGCUUGGGUGAAGUUUUGCAUGGGAAGAGAGGUGGAUAUCUAAAAUGGGAGACUAGGCUUAACAUAGCCAUUGAAGCAGCAAAAGGGCUUUGUUACUUGCACCAUGAUUGUUCCCCUUUGAUUCUUCAUAGGGAUGUCAAAUCCAACAACAUUUUGCUCAACUCCGAGUUUGAGGCUCAUGUAGCAGAUUUUGGGCUUGCCAAGUUCUUGCAGGACACUGGAACAUCAGAAUGCAUGUCUGCAAUUGCUGGUUCAUAUGGUUACAUUGCUCCAGAGUAUGCAUACACAUUGAGGGUUGAUGAGAAGAGCGAUGUGUAUAGCUUUGGGGUGGUACUACUGGAACUGAUCACAGGGAGGAGGCCGGUUGGGGGUUUCGGAGAAGAGGGCAUGGACAUUGUACAAUGGACUAAGUUACAGACCGACUCGCGCAAAGAAGGGGUGAUCAAGAUCCUAGAUCAGCGGCUAGGAAGUGUUCCGUUGGACGAAGCAAUGCAGGUGUUCUUUGUAGCAGUGUUAUGUGUUCAAGAGCACAGUGUGGAGAGACCAACCAUGAGAGAAGUUGUUCAAAUGCUUGCACAAGCUAAGCAGCCACACACAUUUCACAUGCAAUGAAAGAAUGACUUCAUAGGGAAGAUUUUGGUGAUGACCCAAAAACUAAAACUUCAUGAAUAUAUAUAAUAGGUAAAUUUUGAUUAAAGGUGACAAAAUAUGGGUGAUUAAUGGUAUAGAUAGCUGUAGCUAGCUAGGUCCAGAGAGUCGGCCAUAUUAUAUAGUGAGUAAGUUUAUGCUUGUUUUUUCUUCUUCUUUUUCUCUUUUGGUUUCUCUAAGGCUUGGUUAAUCUAGCAUCUUUGCCCUGUUGUUCUUGUAUUUUGUGGGAUUGAAGCUAGCUUUGUUCUGGUCAUCAGUGGCAUGCAAAAGUGAACUGGUCAAGGUUACUGUAAAAGUGGCAGUGCUUCAUCUGUAUUAUUGUGUCAUCAUGAACAUUCAUAACC
Molecule: messenger RNA, 3329 nt
Organism: Fragaria vesca subsp. vesca
Lineage: Eukaryota; Viridiplantae; Streptophyta; Magnoliopsida; Rosales; Rosaceae
Product: leucine-rich repeat receptor-like serine/threonine-protein kinase BAM3-like
Exons: 2
Coding region: 1-2949 (982 amino acids)
Biological process (GO): protein phosphorylation
Molecular function (GO): receptor serine/threonine kinase binding; ATP binding; protein kinase activity
Source: RefSeq, a predicted model, not a curated record